Messenger RNA from Pocillopora damicornis (cauliflower coral), 2657 nucleotides. RefSeq names its product netrin receptor UNC5C. Gene Ontology annotation, biological process: netrin-activated signaling pathway. The record is from RefSeq and is a predicted model, not a curated record. Lineage: Eukaryota; Metazoa; Cnidaria; Anthozoa; Scleractinia; Pocilloporidae. Gene Ontology annotation, cellular component: membrane. Gene Ontology annotation, molecular function: netrin receptor activity.
CAGUAGAAAACGACCGAUCGCAAGUAUGCAUCCUGGAGCAAGAUUCCAAAACCGUGGCUUCCAUUGUCUAGUCAGCGGUUGCUACAAAGUCCACAAAAAUGGGGCCCUUCCUCCCAAGCCGACUUCGAUCGAACACUGUUGUUUGAUGACCGAGGGAAAUUCCUGGGACAUCUUAGUCAAUUGCCGACCAAACAAUAAUCAAUGCAAGAGGGAAAAAAACUGGAAAAAUGUCAUGGAGGUCUACCCCGAUGCCAAGGUAGAGAGAAAACACAACAAUAUAGAGUUGACGUUGCCUGUCUUAACGGAAAAUCUUGAGGUUGCUGCUUUUGGAGUUCCCAAAAAGAGUGACCAGAAACGAAUGCAAAUGGCGAUCUUUGGAAAAGAUCCGACUCAGGGCUGCAACUGGAAGAUUCGGGUUUACUUGAUUGAUGAUUCAAAAAAGGCAUUCGAGGUUGUUUGCGAGAAAGAAGCAGAAAAAGGAAACAGACUGCUGACAACUCUUUCAGGCCUAUUUGUGUCCAACAGCAAGGAAAACAUCAGAAUUGAGUUUACUGAUCUAGAUCCAGGAUGGCAAAUAAAAGGUGAAAACGUGAAGAUAAUAUAUAUAAAAGAUGCGUGGAAUUCGCCUGAAAACUCAGCAAAUUUCCCUCUCUGUGUUUUUGAAGUAAGUCACGUUGAUCGAACCAAGCAGCAGUUCUUUUGCCGAAUAAUAGUUUCACAUGACGAUGACAGCGCUAAUACCGAGAUGGUGGCUUUUUUCGAGCAGAAAAGAGGCGUAGGGAUUAAACCGCCAAGGAAACGUAAGAAUGCUCCGAUGAAGCCUCCACACGCUGAAACACAUUUUUCGCUGCUUGGGCCCCGCACUAAAUCGAGGCUCCAAAGGUGAAUGGAUCCAGUGCCACUGACUGAUUUCCUAAAAGAACUUGGAGAGUUUAUUGACAUCAAACUCUUUUAGACAAAGCUGCUUGAUACUAAGUGCAUUAAGUUUUCGUAGGUCUCGCGCCGUUGUUGACUCUUUUGACUUUAAACUAGAAACUAUUGAGGUUUUAACUCGAGCUUUCUUGGGGAUUUGCAACGAAUGCACGAUUUUACAUGCCAGACCAUUGUAACUAGUGUGAGUAGCUGGUGGUUUUGUUGGGGAGCACUCAAUCAAGUGGCAAGGCCUUACAGGGAAUGGAAAACAAAAAACAAACAAACAAAGAGGAAAAGGUCUGCUGCGCAGGUGAAACAAAUACAACACCUUGCGCAGCAAAACUACCAUUUACGACCGCCUUCACAAUAAUAAAGACUGAAUUAGUGAUUAUUUCAGUAAUAUCAAAACAACUUUGGUGAGGGUAUGAAGGACAUGGAGAUGAUAAAGAAAUUUUAGUUCUAAUACUGUCAGGUUAGUUCCCCGAGACACUUUUCUCACUUGUAGAAUUUGGGGCCAUCUGCUAUGGAAUUAAGCACGAGUUUUCAGGUUUUACACUCACUUUGCAGGCUUAUUUCGUAUUCUAGAUAAUUAAAAUACCUUGAAAAGUAUACAUCUUCCCCCUUUCUAAAGUUCUAACAAUAACUAUAACGAUGGUAGUACACAUUGAUAUCCGGUUUUUAGACACUUGUGUCCGAUUCGAGAUGCUUAUGUUCGAUUUUAGACACCAGAGUCCGAUUUAAGACAACAGCACCGAUUUAAGACUUUAAUUUCUGAUUUCAGACACCACUGCCGAUUUUAGACACUAGUUCGCUUUUCAGAGAGUAGUUUCCGUCUUUAUUUCCUGAUAUAUGAAUAGCUAACUCUUGAAACUUCUGCAUUUAUUUUUUCUCCAGUGGCUUUUCUUUUAAUUGUAACUCAGUUAAUAACACAAAAUUACAUUUUAAUAUCCACACAGAUGCCCCACCACCGUUUCUUUAAACGCCCCCCCCCCCCUCUUCCCCCUUUACUAUCUCUGAACUUUAUUGCUAUCCAAAGCUUUAAAACUCCUCUCACCUUGGAGAUGAAGGAGUUUUCAGUAAUAUCCAAGCUUCCAAAGGAAAGGAAAACGUAUCCACUUAUCAGUUUUAAGUUUUGUUUAUUACUAAAAAGAGAAAGUUAUUAAGUACGUUCUAUCUCACGUAUAAAAGUUUUAGCAAGUACAAAACUAGUACACGUAUCUUUAAAGUGUUGCUAAAUCUAAAAAUAGAUAAAAAAAAUUUCUUUUUCAAUAUGGAAAACGCUAAUUGGAUUCAGGUGUGAUUCAACGCCGUCUCAUUUUGGGACAGUACAACAUAGCGAGAACCAAUCAGGAAGAUUGAAUUAAGUCUUCAGUACAGACAUUAAUCAAAGACAUUUAACUAAGAGUAGGAAGGUAAAUAAAAACCUUGCAAAAAAACCCUAAUAGUAAUCAGGGAAAAAAAGGCUAAGGGCUUAUUUUCAGUAAGCACUACUCGUUAGGUUUCAUAAGAUACCAGGGAUGUUUGUUCUCGUUUUUGUUUUUUUAACUUCUUUUUUUCUUCUUAUCCCAGUUUGCUUUAAACGCCCCAUUGCAUAGAUGAAUACACUAAAAUAUAUAUUCGUAAGAGGUAUGAUGUCUAUUAAGGAUACUAUGCUGUUUGCAUCUACUUAUUAAUAGGGCAAAACAGCACUUGUCAUUGUAAGGACUUGCUGAAAAAUUAACAUUAAACAAGUGAUUAUAUUCAUA